CGCGUGUGUGUAAAAACCAGCAGCACGCACCCCCGACUCUCACCAACCGAGCUCACCCACUCUCCCGUUACCCGGAAGUAUGCAGAAUUCCCAAAGAUGGCGGAACAAGGUCCGAUGGCGAUAGCUAUGAGGCUAAGAAACCAGCUGCAGAACGUCUACAAGCUCGACCCGUUGAGAAACGAGGAAGAAGUGAAAAUAAAAAUAAAGGACCUAAAUGAACACAUCGUGUGCUACCUGUGCGCUGGAUACUUCAUCGAUGCCACCACCAUCACGGAAUGUCUUCAUACGUUCUGUAAGAGUUGCAUUGUGAAGUAUCUCCAGACCAGCAAGUAUUGUCCAAUGUGUAACAUCAAAAUCCACGAAACGCAGCCUCUUCUGAACCUGAAGCUGGACCGAGUCAUGCAGGACAUUGUCUACAAACUGGUCCCAGGUCUACAGGAGAGCGAAGACAAAAGAAUUAAAGAAUUCUAUCAGUCACGGGGUCUUGAACGCAUCAUACAGCCUUCUGGAGAAGAUGCAGUUCCAGAUAAUACAGGAUUACCCUACACAAGCUUCGAUCACUCUAAAGCUCAUUUCUAUAGAUACGAUGAGCAGGUCUCUCUCUGUUUGGAAAGGCAAAGUUCGUCAUUUUCUGGAAAAGACAAACACAGAUUAACUUUACAGAAGUUUGUGCGUUGUUCGGUCAGGGCUGAAGUGCGGCAUCUGAGGAAGGUGUUGUGUCAUCGCCUGAAUGUAGAAAAGCAUCAGGUCCAGAUGUUAUUCAAUAAUGAAUCCCUCCCAGAUCACAUGACCAUGAAGCGUCUCUGGCUUUCUCACUGGUUUGGAAAGGCACAACCGUUGGUGCUCCAUUAUGCCAUAAAAGACAAGCGAACAAGAUAGGAUCGUGUGAAAAUAUUGGGUGUAAAUAUUUUGUAUUUCACAUAUUAUAUUUUAAUAGCUUUCUGUGAAUAUAUAUACUUAUUUUUUGGUUUUGUAUUUUUGAAAAUAAAAUUUAAGUGGUAAAA
Triplophysa rosa is the source of this 1004-nucleotide messenger RNA. It is a transcript of the gene pcgf1, whose product is annotated as polycomb group ring finger 1. Gene Ontology annotation, cellular component: PRC1 complex. Gene Ontology annotation, molecular function: promoter-specific chromatin binding. NCBI's taxonomy places the organism in Eukaryota, Metazoa, Chordata, Actinopteri, Cypriniformes, Nemacheilidae. The record is from RefSeq and is a predicted model, not a curated record. Bases 97 to 879 code for a protein of 260 amino acids. The transcript has 9 exons. Gene Ontology annotation, biological process: negative regulation of transcription by RNA polymerase II.